CUCGGCCAACCAACCUAAGUAAGAGAGAUAAGGUCUGGAAAUACUCCAUUUUCAUCCACCAUCUACGCACUUGAGCUAAGGAGGAAGAAGGAGGGGAAAAGAGAAGAGGAAAAGUUGGUUUUGGAGAGGAAAACUUGUGUUUAGCAAGGUAUUCAAGGAACUUUCACGGAGUUGAAAAGGUCGCCGGAGUUCGUUGAAGUUCGCCGGAGUUUCGUCGGAGCUAAAUCGGGAAGGCUAGAACUUCAUAAGCUUCAUUAAGGCUUUUAGGAAUGUCGAAUUUAUCAUUGAGAAGUAUCUUGGAUACAUGCAAGCUUACUGGACCAAACUUUCUGGACUGGGAAAGAAAUGUGCGUUUAGUUCUUAGACAAGAAAAUAUUGAGUAUGUGUUAGACACGCCGGUACCCAAGAUUCCUGAUGCUAACUCUCCCGAGUUUGCCACGUUUGACCUGACUGCUCGAGAGAAACACGUUACUGAUGCUAAAACUGUGCAAUGUGUUAUGUUGGCUGCAAUGUCUAUGGAGUUGCAAAGGCAACACGAUAGGAUGAGCGCCUUCGAGAUGCUUGAACACUUGAAAAGUCUGUUUGAUUCAGAGAGUCAGACUCUAGAGUAUGAACUUCUGACAGACAUUUUCAAGUGUAGGCUUCAAGAGGGUGGCAACGUGUCUGAGCACGUCCUCAAAAUGAUUGGCUUAAUUGAAAGAGUUGCUACCACCGGAAUUAAGUUUGAGGAUCGUGUCUCAGCUGCUAUCAUCCUAUAUUCGCUUCCGAGUUCAUUUACUAACUUCAUUGUGAAUUAUAAUUUGAACAAAACGAAAGCGACCAUGCCUGAACUCCAUAACAUGCUCAAGUCUUAUGAAGCCUCAACCUCUAAAGGAAAGACUGUUCUUAU
Molecule: messenger RNA, 889 nt
Organism: Cuscuta europaea
Lineage: Eukaryota; Viridiplantae; Streptophyta; Magnoliopsida; Solanales; Convolvulaceae
Source: the annotation of a GenBank genome assembly